Leishmania braziliensis MHOM/BR/75/M2904 is the source of this 4308-nucleotide messenger RNA. RefSeq names its product protein kinase-like protein. The transcript has a single exon. Gene Ontology annotation, biological process: protein phosphorylation; intracellular signal transduction. The coding region runs from base 1 to 4308 and encodes 1435 amino acids. Gene Ontology annotation, cellular component: cytoplasm. Gene Ontology annotation, molecular function: protein serine/threonine kinase activity; ATP binding. Lineage: Eukaryota; Euglenozoa; Kinetoplastea; Trypanosomatida; Trypanosomatidae. The record is from RefSeq and is a predicted model, not a curated record.
AUGGUCGUGUCGACUGAGCGGGCGGCCCUUAUUGCAAGACUGAGCGGCUUUCACGAUUUUGCAUUGCGGCUUCCAGGCUUCUCUAUUGAGGAUCGCGCCGCGUCUUCUGCAGUUGGCUCGAAAGGAGGCAAUGACGACGUAGGACACAAACACUGCCAGUCCCCUGAGCAACCACGACCGCCAGAACCGCCGCUGGCCCUACCGCCGCCGCAGCAGCAAUCGGGGAAUCCGCGGAGGCCAGCAGUUCUCUUCCCCGCCCCCCUCGUGCCAGCUCAACAAUGCAAGGCAGUGCGCUCUCCUAAUCCAUACGAUGCCUCGAUGGCCCGCGAGGUGGGCAACACCAGCGUGAUGAGUGUUCUGUCAGUGACGUCUCGUAGACACAGCAAUGAUGAAGGUAGUUCAGAGAGGAACCGCGAUGGCAUGGAGGGCGAGAAGGAGCGCCCGUCGACGGCGCCGACUGCCGAGCCACCGCGCGUGAACGACACCUCUCGCUGUUUCAACCCUACGCCUGACACAGAGGCGCCGCCAGGUGUGACCGCCGCCUUUCACCGGUAUCUGGAGCAGACCCGCCGCAUGAUUCUCUACGCCGACAGCAGUGAAGCCGAUCGCGCCGUAGAGCUUGACGGGCUGCUGAUGCGCUUCCAUGAGCUCUUUGACCUAGUGAGGGACAUGUACGCCGUGGUGUACGUGCAGGGCAUUGCCAUUGACCGCAAGCGUUUUUCAAUGGUGAAGGUGCUACCGUACGACGAAGUCUCCACCUCGUCAGCGUCAGAGGGUUCUUACAAGGUUUCCCCCUUCACGUCGACGUCUGUGUCGUCCACAUCGAGGGCCCCGGAGAAGGCCGUAUUGAAGACCCGAGGAGGGACAGGUAGCACCAAAGGCGCGCUGUUAUCAUCCAAGACGCAGCCGUCGAACUCACAGCUGCCUCCUCUCAGCUGGAGGCCGUUAGCGGCUGUUACCGCAGCGCGCUCGCAGGACGCCUUCGAGCGGGGCCGCCGCACCAGUGCGAGCAGCUGCAGCAGUAGCGUGGCGUGCAUCGAGGUGCUGAACAACUACUACGUGACGCGGCUGAUCGGUGUCGGGGCGACGGGGCGCGUGCAUCUGGCAGUGGACAAGCAGACCUGUAAGACGUUCGCCAUCAAAACUGUACCGCGGCACAGCCGCAAGGCCGUCGGUCGCCGCUUUCCGCUGGCAUCGAUGAGCACAUCGGACAGCGAGGGGCAACAGCUGGGCCGCCCCCGACUAGGGGCCGUGGACGUCGAUGGCGCCGCUGCUUAUGCGGGUGGUAACACCACCUCCAACACCCCUCCUACUCUUGUGCGUCCCUUCUCAAUGGCCGUUGCCUCAGCGCGUCCACUUAUGCGGCAGGGAAACGCAGGCGACAGCAUGGAUGCUUGCCUGCGUGAUGCCGCGCUCGAGUCUCUCAUUCAGGUACCCACGGUGACCCGUCCGAGUGACACCGUGAUCCCGCUUGUGGAGAACGUGACUGCGGCCUUCUCGGCUAUGGUGUCCGGCAGCGGCAACGGCGAAGCCCCCUGCACAACCAAGAGGCCAACAUCGCGAAUGGGCUCCGGCAAGCACCUGAACGACUUCUGCUCACCUACCUGUACGGGCGACACCGGGCGUCAUACAGCCGCGGUGAGGUCGACGAACGUGAGUGAGAGCGUUAGCGGCGGCAGCUUCGCCAAGUCUGUCCAGUCUACACCUUCAAGUGAACUGCCGCCGGUGGAGCGGGAGAUUCGCGUUAUGCGGCGUGUGUGCAAGCACCCGCACGUGGCGCAGCUCAAGGAAGUGAUCGACGACGAGGAAGAGGAUUCGGUGCAUCUCGUCAUGUCAUACGCUGAGAAGGGUCCGCUCACCGUGAUGCACGCGUUUGACACCGUCCUCGGCUGCGCACCGUGCGACGUCGUGCGGCCCUUCUCACGAUGCGUUCGCCUGCUGUACCAACUCGCCGAGGCCCUCAUCUACGUGCACCGUCACCGAAUUGUUCACAACGACGUGAAGCCGGACAACAUCCUCCUCACUGAGGCCGACAACAUCCUUCUCACAGAUUUUGGUGAGAGCGUGCUGAUUUCGAAGAAUCCGCCACAGCUGCCGGGGUCGCACAUGUUCGUCGGUGCGGCUGGAGGAGAGGGACUUAACGCAAGUGUCCUGGUGCCACAUAACCGCUGGAAGUCGUCUCGUGGUGCCAAUGACAGUUGGGCAACAAUGAGCAUCGUGGAUCGCUUGCCUUGGGGCCCUGGCGUGGCGGGGCACAACGCGAACACAUCGCAGAUGAUGACAGAAACAUCGUUCCUCCCUGAGUCGUCCAUGUUCCUGGCCGCCGGUGUCGAUGUGGAGGGGCGUCUGAAAGGGAACCGGUUAGCCAUUGGCACUCCCGCCUUCGCGGCCCCAGAGCUGAUCAUGAGCAGCACCUGCAGCUACGACUCCGACGCCUGGUCUUAUGGAGUGGUGCUCUACUCCGUCAUCUUCGGACGCUUGCCGUUUGCUGCGGCGACGAUCAGCGAUACGUUCGACGCGAUCCUGAAUUCAUCACUGUUGUUUCCGGCUUUGGAGGCAAUCCCGCAGAGGGUUGGGAUGACUGUGACGGCGUACGAUCAGUGGGUGGAGUUGUGCAGGAAGCUGCUGGUGCGAGAACCGCAGCAACGACUCGCGCUUUCAGCAGUGCUGCAGCACCCUCUGUUCCGCACAGCAUCGACCCUGGGCACAAAGUCAUCCACCUCCACUACAGGUGGCACCGCGGUGCCCCUCGGUCAACGCCCACCGAGCAGGCUUUAUAGUGACUUGUCUUCGGCGUCCACCCUACGGCGGUCGAACCGCAGCAGCCAAGUUUUGCGGUCGGUGUCUGGCAGAGAUGGCUCGCCGUUGAUGUCUAGGGCGGUGCGCACCACCAUGCCACCAGAGAUGUCCCGAGAGGCUGCUGCUGCUUCAGCGAGCCGGCGAUUCAGCAUGGAGGGGUCUACUUCGCCGCCGUUCGCGAUAGGUAGCGUCGCGCAAGACGCCAUGUCUGAGCGCCAUCGACCGCAGACCGUCGCGAGCGACAGCCAGACGUCCUCUGUGUUUGCCAGCUCCGGCACCUCGACGGUUUCGCUGAGCCCACCGGCUACCACCGUCGUCUUCGGACGCCGUUCCAAGCCGAUCCUGGCGGGUGACGUGGCGCCGCAGACGUGGCGGGAGAUGCGACCCGUAUCAGCGGCCCGCCCUGAAUGCCAGUACGCCUCGCAGUCGUUCUCGCCAGCGGGCCAAUACUCAUUCUACGGCGCUUCAAGUGUGCACACAGCUUCCUUCACGGUCGCUGAACAGCGGGGCAGGCGUCGGGAGCACACGCUGGUGUACAACCAGUGCCUCUCCAGCCAGAGCAGCAGCGUCACCGAAAGUGCGAUUAACGAGUCCCUCUUCUCAGCAUCGACCCCAUUCAAGGAGUCACCCCCAGAUCGCAUUGUAACUCCAGGAAUGCAGCUUACAAGUUGCGCUGACUUCACCUCCCCACUGCCGUGUCCCCUCACGCGAGCCGGCAGCAACACUCCCGACCUCGGCGCAGGGGAAAAUGAGAGGAGCCAGCAACAUCAGAUCGGCAAAGAGGGAUCAAGCAGCCCUAAUGGCACUGGAGCCACCACUACUCUGGCAGUUGUUGCUGCGCCAGCGCCUCCAACCUCACCACCGGCGACGUCUUCAGCAGGGCGGCCGCGCUCCUUCGCAGCGACGAGGAGGACACGUGAGGGCAGGGCGGCUCUGACACCAUAUGUUGAACGUCGGUGCAACGGGGAGGUGUCGCGUGAGGUCCAGGGUAGCUGUAUCACCGACCUCGACUAUUUCUCGUGCUGGGACUCCUCCGUGAGCGAGGCAGCCGACAGCGGUGGAGGCGAGGACGAGGAGCUGCGGCGGACGAUACACGAUCGAGUGUCGCAACGGCUGAAGCCGCCCCUGCAGCUGUCAUGUACGGACUCGUGUGGCUCUUUGAAUAGUGUGGAGCCUCUGGUGUCUGUGCAGGAAGUGGCUGCACAGCAUGGGAAGCAGAAGGACAGGCGUGAGUGUGUACACCUAGUGCCCGGUUUUCCUAAUGGUGACUCGACCAUCGUGCUUGGAAGCCCGGGUAACUGCACCGCUGCAUUAGGUUUGUUGCGGAAAGCGCGCGAGGCGGAGUCGCCUGCGCAACGGCGGGACCCAAAGUCGUCGCCGCCGUCGGAGGAUCUGAAGCUGGGCGGCGCUGGUCGUGGUCGCACCUCACCAUGCCAACCACUGCACAAGUCGACGUCUGAGCUACCCCCUGCACUGACGAGAAGAUUGCAGUUUUGGCGUCAUCGCUAA